AUGGAAUGGACGGGCUGGUCGGGAUGGGCAGGGGGGCGUGCAAUCAUAUAUGCGUCAGAUGCGGUUCGGAUUGAAAAUGUUGUGGACCUUGAUGGCGACCUUGUAGCAGGAAAGCGAAAAAUGUCAGAGAAAAUGCUUGCAGCACAGAAGGAGUAUCGGGAUAGGUGUCCUCCAGUGAUCAUCGAGUACUAUAACCCACGGCCAAUGAGGUGCUGCCGUGAAGUGGUGUGCUCUUACUAUGUGGCCUCCGAGUAUGCCAAGAAAUCACCAAAGAUGUGUGGAACAACUUCAGUUCAGUUGGCCAAAGACACCAAUGAUUUACCAAAGUAUGAUAAGGAAAUGAUUGGGUUAGGGCUCAAGAAUUUGAUGGAUUGGAGGGAGGAUGUGUGGGCAAGACGCCGUGCAGAAGCCAAACUUAGUCACUUGGAUCCUCCCAAUUUCAUAGUCACUGGCCAAGCACUCAGCUUGCUGGUGUCAGUAAUCCACCAAGCAACAAUGGAAAGUCGCACCUUAGAGAUCUUGGACCAGUGGAUAAAUAUCCUGGAGCUUGACCUCAGUGAUGAAGAAAAGCUGUCUCUCAUUCCGGUGGUGAGCGCAUGCAAUUCAUGGUGGAAUGCGAAGCGCAAGCAGACAAAAGCCCAGCAGAAAGAAGCUGAAAUGAAGAAGAGCACUGCAGUCCGCAAACGAUCUCGGGUGCAAGUCGCACAAGAUGAUGGCGAUGAGGGAUUGGUGCUCACCAGGGAAAUGGCAGUAGAACCUGUUGGAAAACAGCGCGCUAGCGUGGCCAUGCGAGUUUUUGUACAGCCACAUUCCCACGGCCGAGCGAGGAACUUGCCUGGCCAGCCACAUCUAUUUAUUCAUUCUUUUGUAUUCAUUUCGGACUAUCCCGCUCCCAAACUACAUGGGAAUUACCACUCUUUGAAUCACUUUUUCCCUCAGUUCUCUUUUGCAUUAUUUGCUUGA
Molecule: messenger RNA, 963 nt
Organism: Cantharellus anzutake
Lineage: Eukaryota; Fungi; Basidiomycota; Agaricomycetes; Cantharellales; Hydnaceae
Exons: 2
Coding region: 1-963 (320 amino acids)
Source: RefSeq, a predicted model, not a curated record